Fukomys damarensis (Damara mole-rat) is the source of this 2884-nucleotide messenger RNA. RefSeq names its product TELO2 interacting protein 2 (gene Tti2). Gene Ontology annotation, cellular component: nucleoplasm; centrosome; cytosol. The transcript has 8 exons. Lineage: Eukaryota; Metazoa; Chordata; Mammalia; Rodentia; Bathyergidae. The record is from RefSeq and is a predicted model, not a curated record. Bases 385 to 2034 code for a protein of 549 amino acids.
UCGUCUCUGAGACCGGAUGGGGCCGGAAGGGCUGCUGGUAUGGCAGUUAGUGUUCGUGUCAUGGCCCCGCAAUUUAUUUCUUAAACUCCUUUAAAAAAAACAAAAAAAACUUUUAUUCUUUUUACGCCUCUAGAAAGAGAAGUCUCGCCACUGCAUCGUCUGACUCUAGCAGAAAGGCCUCUUUCCAUUAUACACGUUAUUAUCCCGGCAGCCUCGCCUGCCUGUUCCAAGACGUCUCGCCCUUUCAUUUGUUAUUUCUGUUCUUUGGGAGAAUCCCAUCUUCGGAGUCAUCCGCUCUUAUUUGUUUGGUCCCUCCUCGCACCCAUCUCGGACUCCGGGUGACGGAAUAGGGUUGACCGGCUCCUCCGUGCUGCAGUCCGAGGAAUGGAGCCCGACGGCGCUGAGACUUCGCGGGGAGUCGCUUCCGUGCCGGGAGAGGGGUCUCCCUCUGCCCUCGGGCGCGCCUUCUCCAAGAUUUUGCUUUGUCUUACCAGCCCGGAGGCACGACGGCGCAACACAAGAGACGUUGCUUUUAAAGACCUCAGUACUCUGAUAGAAGUCACGGAAUGUGACCGAUUAUUCGAGAGGAGUGGCGAACCUUGCCACAAAAUGCUUGAGACACUGGGGGAGGUGGCAAAAGCCCUGGAGAAGUAUGCUGCCCCGCCCAAGGAAGAGGAAGGGGGAGGUAAUGGUUCCUCUGAGGUGGCCGAGAAAGCAGCAGAGGUUGGACUGCUAUUUCUUAAACUCUUGGGGAAGCUUGAGGCUGCCAAGAACUCUCAGGUCUGCCCUGCUUGGAAGACAGGCCUGCGUCACUUGGCAGGACCAGUCUACGUUUUUGCCAUCACACACAGUUUAGAGCAGCCGUGGACCAGCCCAAGAUCUCGGGACGUUGCAGGACAGGUGCUUGCUUUACUGCUUCAAGUUACUGAGUGCAGUUCUGUGGCAGGGUUCCUAUGCGGGGAAAACGAAGAGGACAGAGGGAGAUUUACUGUGAUCUUGGGGCUUCUCAAACCCAAUUUGAAUAAGGAAUCCUGGAAGAAUAACCCUGCUGUCAAAUACGUUUUCUCAUGGACUCUGCAACAAGUCACUCGGCCCUGGCUAACCCAACAUCUAGAAAGGAUACUCCCCCCAUCCUUGCUCAUUUCAGAUGAUUAUCAGACUGAGAACCAAAUCCUUGGUGUACGCUGCCUGCAUCAUGUUGUGCUCAAUGUGCCGGCUGCUGAUUUGCUGCAGUAUAACAGAGCCCAAGUCCUCUAUCACGCCAUUUUCAACCAUCUGUACAUGCCAGAGUACCACCUCAUUGAGGCUGUGCUCUUGUGUCUGCUGGAUUUAUUCCCUGUCUUGGAGAAAGCCCAGCAGUGGAAGGGAGAUGCAGCCCGACCCACCACACACUGUGAUGAGGUGCUGCAGCUGCUCCUGACCCACAUGGAGCCAGAGCACCGCCUGCUCUUGCGCAGGACCUACGCUAGGAGCCUGCCAGCCUUUGUGAGAAGGUUGGGGAUCCUAACUGUCCGGCACUUGAAGAGGCUAGAGAGAGUCAUCCUUGGUUACCUGGAGGUGUAUGAUGGGCCAGAGGAGGAGGCCAGGUUGAAGAUACUGGAAACCCUAAAACUUCUCAUGCAGUACAUUUGGCCCAGAAUUUCCUGCAGACGUGUGGUCUUACUGAAGGCUCUCCUGAAGCUGAUGUGUGAUGUGGCAAGGGACCCGAGCCUUACACCUGAGCCUGUUAAGAAUGCUCUGCUACAGGAGGCUACAGACUGCCUGAUCCUCCUGGACCACUGCUCUCAAGGACAGGUAAAGGAUCUCCUGGCCAGAACUGUCCUGAGCUGUACAGAUAGCACAGUGGUGAGCUGCAUCAGGCGAGUGCAGCAGGACUCUGAAGGUGCACACUACCAUGGACCUUGUCGAAGGCGUGAAUGGGGAAGUUGUAGAUGUCACCAUACUGAGAAGGAACAGAAGAGCUUUGACUGUGUGCGCGAUUACACUUCAGUUUCCACUGUUCUACAACCAUAUUAUUUUCUCCUCGCUGACUAAAUGAGAAUACUUAAUUUGACGAGCAGCAUUUCUAUAGUAUUUGCAAGCCUAGUGCUGGCCAUUUUUGGUAUUUACAUAACCAGUGGUUAACAUAGAAUAGACAGCCUAUGUGAGAGACAGAACCAAGUCAUUAAAAGUUUAGUAUAUGAACCCCACGCAUCAGGACAAAUGGAGUUUUGUUGAAAAGAGGAAAUAAUAACUUAUUUUUAAUCAUGUUAUCUGUAAAUGACAUUGAUGUUUUAAAAGAUUUUAAAACUUAUUUCAAAGAACCUGAAAAAAAUUGUGUAAUACGUGGGAGGGACCCUAAGGUUCUUACACACAGGCCAGGCACUGCUGAAUCUGGAAUGAGAAAUGGAAAUAAGGGCAAGGCAAGGUGUCCUGUAAACUGAGUAAAGGAUAAUGAAAGCAUUUCAUGUGCUCCCACUGACGAAAAUGAGAAAGCCAGGCCUAUGUGAAUUUCUUUUACUUCAAGGAUAAAAUCAGAGUGACCUUUCUAGCAUCUUUAAAAAUAGAACACAUUCCCCAAUAUUUCCUAGCUUACUACCCCUGAAAAACUGCUCACACCCCACAGCCACUGGCUUCCUCACCGUGUCUUGUUUCAGUCUCUCCAGCAGCUCCUUCUCAAUGGCAUUGUCCAGCUGAGCAGCUAUUAAUGCCUUUUCCUGUUAAAGAAAAGAACAAACCCAUGUACUUCACUGGUGCUUAUUUCUCAGUCCAUGGAGGUAAGAGAAACUAAGUUUUUAAUAAAAAACACGAUGUAAUCAUGUCCCACUACAUACUAUUACUGGGGUUUUUGCCACUGCAACCACAUAAUUUCCCUCUCAAAUCCUCUUGGGAACCUUUCAAUGGA